AAUAAAAGACAUAUCUCAUCAAAUUUACCAUUAAACUGAUUUUAGGACCAGUAAUUUUUUUCGUAAGUAGAUAUAUUUUGAUCAAACUAACCUUGUCUCAUUUCAAAAUCGAAACAAAUCGUUCGCUUCUGGUAAAAAAUGUAUUUGGUCCUUUUUUUGAAGUUUAGUGUCGUAUUUGCAUCUCUAAAUUAUCACACUGAAAAACAUAAUGAACACUUUUCUGUAACUGUUUACAAGAGUCUGAUACGCACGAAUUCCGACUUUGUCGCAAGUCCUUUUUUGAUUGAAUCAGUUUUCGCUAUUUUUUACUUGGGAUCCGAAUGGGGCACUGCUAAGGAAAUGCGCCAACUGUUUGAUUUUCCCCGUAAAAAUGUAGAACUUAUAAAAAAAUUCAAAAAACUUGUGUCCUUUCUUAACGAGCAGAAUUUUCACGUAGAACAUAAGAUGUUAUGGGAUGAAGUCGAAUGGAUACCGCGUUUCGAGAAUGACACCAAAGAAAUUUUCCAAUCAUUCCAACUUGAGGCCUUCGAGGGUAAAAAAGAGCAAGUGGAGAAACUUAAUAGUUGGUUUCGGGAGCAAACUAAUAAUAAAAUCGAUUACAUGAUAAAAUCACUAAAAGAUCUAGAAAAGGCUGUAAUAUCUGCUUUCCUCUUUUCGGCUUCACAUUUCGAAGGCAAGUGGAGUGAGGCGUCUUCUGAAAGAAGUGUAAAUGCUCGAUAUUUUCAUUACGGAACAUUGCACAAUAAGAGUGCCAAAUUAGUGGAAUUACCGUUCGAAAAAAGUGAAGCUUCCAUGGUUUUAAUUUUUCCGGAAAACGCUAACGACUUUCACCAACUUGAAGCAGAACUUGCGCAAAUUUUGGAACGACCGAACUUUACUAAGUCUGAACCAGCGACUAUUUCACUGCCGAAAUUUCGUUUUGAGCAUUUUGUUGUGGAGUACAACCACGAGCGUCUAGCUGAGAUGGGUAUACGGAAAGCUCUUUAUGGUGGAGAUUAUAAAUACAUGACAGCUUGGUACAAUGUGCAUGUCAACUAUUUUACGGAAAAAGUUUAUCUAAAAGUCAAUGAACAAGGAGUUGAGGUAGCGUCAGGUCUGGCACCACCUUUUGGGCAGAAGAGUUUUUGGUCUGGGGAAAAAAGCGACUUUCCAUUCAUAUUUUACAUCAAAAUAAGACGAACUAUUCUCUACAUUGGCCGACACCUUGUUAAUCCUCAUUAACAAUCUCUGUUUCAAUCUCUGUUUCUUAAUUUUUUGUAUUACAGAUUUUCAAUUUUGUAGCUUCUUAACCUUUCAGUUUAUUUUUUAUUUAUUAAUUAUUUAUUAUUUUUAUUAAUUUUUUUAUUUAGAAUACAAGUGUUUCAAUUUAUUAGUCUUUCUCAUUUCCAGUUCUAUAGUUUUUUAGUCACUUAGUACUUUUGAAUUUCAAUCUCACUGUUCUUUAGUUUUUUGUGUGUUUCAGUUUUUUAGUUUCUCAGCAUUAAAGUUACUUACUUUGUCA
This is a messenger RNA of Tribolium castaneum (red flour beetle), 1501 nucleotides long. Its product is annotated as leukocyte elastase inhibitor-like. The transcript has 3 exons. Lineage: Eukaryota; Metazoa; Arthropoda; Insecta; Coleoptera; Tenebrionidae. The coding region runs from base 139 to 1221 and encodes 360 amino acids. The record is from RefSeq and is a predicted model, not a curated record. Gene Ontology annotation, molecular function: serine-type endopeptidase inhibitor activity.